UCGCGUUGCCCUGCGGUUGUGGAAACAAAACAAAACAUAAUAAAAACAGUCCUCAGCAGGCGCUGGAUUGUCAAUCGUUAGCGAACGAGCGGUUUGUUUGCUAGUUCCAGUUUCGAGGCGUUCUAUCGGUUGUGUUGUACGCGUUCAAAUUACUGGUAGAUAAUACUUACUUUGAAGUGCAUUAGGUAAAGUGUGAAAAUAAAUUCUUCGUGGGCUGCAAUCAAUACAGCCAUAUAGUAGACAAAUAACGAUGAGUUCCGGAGUGGAACAACGACAAGGAGACAGCAAAACAUCCAGCGUUUCAGUGACGAUCAAGCCGAUAGACAGUUUGGAAUCCCGCGGAUCACAGGUCGAAAGCUACGAAAUGGCAAACGAAAAUGCACCCGUGCCGCCGGUGACGCUGACGGUGGAUGGCUUCGGUACAGUGAAGCAUCCGAAGAGCGGUGCGGAAGAAACCGUGAAACGAUUCACCUGGCAGAACCGCCAUGGAAUGUCGGUGCAGGUGAUAACGUACGGUGCCAUCAUCACGUCGGUGAAGGUGCCGGAUCGGGCCGGACGGGUGGAUGAUGUGGUGCUCGGAUUCGAUGACAUUCCCGGCUACCAAACGAAAAAUAAUCCGUACUUUGGAGCGACCAUCGGACGAAUUGCGAACCGCGUCGGUGGUGGCCGCUUCAUGCUGAAUGGCACCGAGUACCAGGUGACGCGCAACUUUAACAAUCGCCACCAGCUGCAUGGAGGUGCAGUAGGGUUCGAUAAGUACAACUGGGAGGCGCACGUAGACGGGACGAUUGUGACCCUGUCGCACUUGUCGCCUGAUGGAGACGAAGGAUACCCUGGCGCAGUGAUGGUCAGUGUGCGCUACCAGCUCACGGAGGACAAUCGGCUUGAGGCUCUGUUCAAGGCCGUAUCCACCCAACCAACGCCUAUUAAUCUGACUAACCAUUCAUACUUUAAUCUCGCUGGCCAUGCAACCGGCCACGAGGAAAUUUACCGCCAUGUCGUCAGCAUAAACGCCGAUAAGAUUACCGACACCGACAGCGAUUCAAUUCCGAGCGGCAAGUUUAUCUGCGUCGGAGGAACACCGUUCGAUUUGCGUAUCCCGCGCGAACUCGGCCCGGCCAUGUCAAAAACGGUGGCCGAGGGUUUCGACGAUAAUUUCUGCAUCACCAAAGGCACCGAGCAGGGACGCACGUUUACGGCGCGCGUCGUCCACCCGCACAGUGGCCGUGUGUUGGAGGUCUACACCGACCAACCGGGUGUCCAGUUUUACACGAGCAACUUUAUGCCGGAUCCGAACAAGAAUAUUCGCCCUAAAGCAGUUAAUGCGGCGGAGUAUUACGAUGUGACCCGGCUGGAGCCGGUCGUAGCGGAGGGUGCUAACGAUCCCCCGAUACGUGGUAAGGCAGGAGCAAAAUACUUCAAACACGGUGCCUUUUGCCUGGAAACGCAAAAUUUCCCUGAUGCCAUCAACCACGACAAUUUCCCAUCGUCCGUGCUGAAUCCGGGCUCAGAAUACGUCCAUGAGGUAGUGUACAAGUUUGACGUUCUUCGUGACUAACUUUUCUCUGAUAGGGUGAAGGUAAACCAACUAAUAAAAAAAGAUAAUGUUUUGAACUUAAAAAUCCUGAAAUUACUAUUCAUUGAUACUGCCGGACGGGUCUAAUCGUGGAGGAAUCCAGCUUUCAGCGGUUUUUAGCUGGAAGGAGAAUGAUACAACUCGCAAUGAAAGAAGAUACUGUUCAUUCGACAU
Messenger RNA from Anopheles coustani, 1750 nucleotides. Its product is annotated as galactose mutarotase-like. Gene Ontology annotation, molecular function: carbohydrate binding; aldose 1-epimerase activity. The record is from RefSeq and is a predicted model, not a curated record. The coding region runs from base 251 to 1558 and encodes 435 amino acids. Lineage: Eukaryota; Metazoa; Arthropoda; Insecta; Diptera; Culicidae. The transcript has 3 exons. Gene Ontology annotation, biological process: beta-D-galactose catabolic process via UDP-galactose, Leloir pathway; glucose metabolic process.